This is a messenger RNA of Penicillium subrubescens, 1251 nucleotides long. RefSeq names its product putative integral membrane protein. The transcript is spliced from 8 exons. The record is from RefSeq and is a predicted model, not a curated record. Lineage: Eukaryota; Fungi; Ascomycota; Eurotiomycetes; Eurotiales; Aspergillaceae. Bases 1 to 1251 code for a protein of 416 amino acids.
AUGCAGGUGCUCAAGAUAGCAGUUCUGGUGGUGUUCCUGUUCACCGCUACCGUGAAAGCUGGCGCAGAGCAGCUAGCCUCCAUUUUGCCUUCCUGUGCGCUUGAGUGCAUGGUGUCUACCAUGGCACAAACGUCCUGUGCAGCUACAGAUCAGAAAUGUCUGUGUACAGAUGCCAAGUAUACUGAUGCACUUGAGAAGUGUGUACUUGUCAGUUGCACAAUUCGUCAAUCUUUGACUACGAAAAAUGUCACAACAUCGGCCUGUGGAGCCCCGAUACGAGACCGAACUAAGGUCGUUUCUUAUGCUGGAGUCGCGGGUGGUAUAGUAGCUCUGAUUGCCUACAUUCUCAGAAUGGUGGCUCGUUUCAAGUGCUCUGGAACAUUUGGAAUGGAUGAUUGGACAAUGACAUUGACAAUGUGUCUCGUCAUUCCGCUCAGCGUACUCUCGGUUGUCUUGGCUGAUACCGGCUUGGGAAGAGAUUUGUGGACGCUUCCACUGGACAAUAUUACCCACAUUCUUUAUAUCUACUUUUGGGAUGAGCUGAUAUACCUGAGCAUCCUACCUCUCACCAAGAUCUCGAUUCUUUGCUUCUAUCUUCGUAUCUUUCCAGAGCGCCGCUUUCGAAUCGUGACUUACUUUGUCAUUGGACUGAAUGUGUGUUACCUGAUUGUCUUCGUCUUGAUCUCAGUGUUCCAAUGUCGACCACUUCCUGGAGCAUGGCUUCAUUGGGAUGGCGAGGGUGAUUAUAAGUGCAAUAACAUCAACGCACAGGGCUGGGCGUCUGCCAUAAUCAACAUGGCCCUUGACAUAAUUGUCAUGGCUCUUCCAUUACGACAGCUCUACAAUCUCAAUCUGUCCGCGAGGAAGAAGGCUUAUGUAAUGUGCAUGUUCGGACUGGGUAUCUUCGUGACACUUGUCAGUAUUCUACGCUUGAACUCACUUAUUCACUUUGCCUCCACGGAAAACUUGACAUGGGACUACGUGACUAUCGGCUACUGGAGUACGAUUGAAUGCGACGUCGGGGUUAUAUGUGCCUGCCUGCCCGCGAUCAGAUCUUUGUUACGCCAGGCUGCCCCUGGAAUGUUUGGUGACACUGAGCAAACCAAGUCAUAUGGGAUGAACUCUCAUUCUCGUGGAAACUCUCGAUUGGAAUCCUCGAUCUACGUGCAAGGCAAAGGAGAAAAUCGACAGUUUUACCCACUGAACGAUAUAGAGACUUCUAGUGAAGCUCGUUUACACCACCGGACCUAA